AAAAGAACGUCUUCAGUAUUGUCAAGACUUGGUUUAUCAGUUCAACGCUUUUUCACCCACAUAAAAUGACUGAAUCCAAAUCUGUCAUUCUUGACACCUCAAUGGGUUCCAUCCACAUUGAGCUAUAUUGGAACCAUGCCCCAAGAACUUGCAAGAACUUUUAUGAGCUAGCCAAACGUGGCUACUAUGACGGUGUCAGUUUCCACCGUAUUAUUGCAGAUUUCAUGAUACAAGGUGGCGAUCCCACAGGCACAGGUCGUGGCGGUUCAUCCAUCUAUGGUGAGAAGUUUGAAGAUGAAAUUCAUCCCGAACUCAAACACACAGGAGCGGGCAUCCUAAGUAUGGCCAACUCUGGUCCGAAUACAAAUGGUUCACAGUUUUUCAUCACUUUAGCGCCCACACCAUGGUUAGAUGGCAAACAUACAAUUUUUGGUAGAGUGAGCGACGGCAUGAAUGUUGUUAAAAGAAUGGGUUUAGUUAGAACAGACGGAAAUGAUCGGUAA
Mycotypha africana is the source of this 503-nucleotide messenger RNA. RefSeq names its product peptidyl-prolyl cis-trans isomerase-like 1. Gene Ontology annotation, molecular function: peptidyl-prolyl cis-trans isomerase activity. The coding region runs from base 66 to 503 and encodes 145 amino acids. NCBI's taxonomy places the organism in Eukaryota, Fungi, Mucoromycota, Mucoromycetes, Mucorales, Mycotyphaceae. Gene Ontology annotation, cellular component: catalytic step 2 spliceosome. The record is from RefSeq and is a predicted model, not a curated record. Gene Ontology annotation, biological process: protein folding; protein peptidyl-prolyl isomerization. The transcript is spliced from 9 exons.